This is a messenger RNA of Esox lucius (northern pike), 781 nucleotides long. It is a transcript of the gene cd27, whose product is annotated as CD27 molecule. Lineage: Eukaryota; Metazoa; Chordata; Actinopteri; Esociformes; Esocidae. Gene Ontology annotation, biological process: negative regulation of apoptotic process. Bases 48 to 638 code for a protein of 196 amino acids. The record is from RefSeq and is a predicted model, not a curated record. Gene Ontology annotation, molecular function: protein binding. Gene Ontology annotation, cellular component: external side of plasma membrane. The transcript is spliced from 4 exons.
GCGUUCCAACAUGACACCCGCCUGUGCUCUCCUUCCCAGGCGAGCACAUGUUAAAGCGCUGCAGCGACGACUUGCCGACAAUCUGUGUCCCCUGUUCCAGUGGCUACUAUAUGAACAACUACAACUUUCAAAGAGAUUGCAUAUCCUGCCAAGGCUGCAGUAAGAGUGAGCUGGAGAAAGUCUCCACCUGUACCACCAAGCAGGACGAUGUGUGCAAAUGUAAAACAGGCUACCGCUGCAAAGACACUGGACCCUGUCGGGAGUGCGAGAAGAUGCCCACAACAACGACAACUAAACACACUAAAUUACCCAACACCACAUCUACAGCAGUGCCUAGGACACCUAACCCUACAACAAGGCCUGUCACCCCAUCUGGUUCUACCCCCAUCACAAACCCUGUCCCCACAGAAGACAGAAAGUGGAUCCCGAUGUUUGUGACCGCGAUGUGUCUUUGCCUUCUCCUCAUCUGCAUGUUUGCCGUCUCAAAGCUCCAAUCUAUUUUGUCAUGGAUUGGUUCAAGAAACAACUUCUGGUCUCCCCCCCAAAAAUCACUGGCAAUUCAGAGCCCAGAGGAAGAGGAAGUGCCCAUGCCAGUACAGGAAGAGUGCGGAAAGUUGGAGCUGCUUUUGGACGUGUGAUAAAUGUGGAUGUGGGAGGAAAAUACGGUCAAAGAGCUUUGGAAACCUGGGAGACAAACAUUAAGACCAGAGAUUCUGCUGGAUUUCUCUCACUGCUUGCAGUGCUUUGCUGUCUCUAGGGACUUUUAGAGAGGACAACGAAA